Molecule: messenger RNA, 1434 nt
Organism: Panicum hallii
Lineage: Eukaryota; Viridiplantae; Streptophyta; Magnoliopsida; Poales; Poaceae
Product: bZIP transcription factor 12-like
Exons: 4
Coding region: 371-1051 (226 amino acids)
Biological process (GO): positive regulation of DNA-templated transcription
Cellular component (GO): nucleus
Molecular function (GO): DNA-binding transcription factor activity
Source: RefSeq, a predicted model, not a curated record
GGUGCUCGUGCGCAGGCCCGCCCGCCCGGUGCCGCAGAUCUUCCAUUCCGGGGCACCCCCAGUCACAGUCACAGACUCACAGUCACUCCCCUCUCCUCGCCCCCGAGCCGCCGGGGCGGACACACGCGGCUCCCCCGUCCGUCCAACCAACCAACCACAGUUUUUCCCCCUCGCUCUCUCCUCCUCCCCCCUCCCCAGACGGCCAGACCUGCGCCAAGCCGCCAAGAGGAAACAGAGCACAGGGCAGGGCAACAGGACAGCGCGGCUCGCGACAAGCCGAGGGAGCGGAAAGCGAGAGCCGCGCCGGCCGCCUGGUGCGCGGGCGUCUGCCUUUCCCCUUUUCCUCCGCUGGGCCGUGGGCCGGCGGCGCAUGGCGUCGUCGCGGGUGAUGGCGUCGUCGUCCCCGCCGCAGCCCGCCGGCGCCGGGGCCGGAUCCUCCUCGGACCUCGGGCGCUUCAGCAGCGGCAGCGGCAUCGGAUCCAUGAACAUGGACGACAUCAUCCGCAACAUCUACGGCCCGGAGGCCGUCGCCGGCGGCGUCGGCGUCGGCGGGGCGGCGGAGCCCUCGCCCACCCCGGCGGCCCCGGCGGCCGCGGCCCGGCGGACGUCGGAGGAGGUGUGGAAGGAGAUCUCCGCCGCGGGGGGGCUCUCCGUGCCCUCCCUCCCUCCUCCCCCUCCCGCCACCGCCGGCGGCUCCGGGGCCAGGGGCGGCGGCGGCGGCGGCGCGGCGGAGAUGACGCUGGAGGAUUUCCUGGCGCGGGAUUCCGGCGCCAGGGCCGCCGCCGCGGCGGAGGGGAACAUGGCGCUGGGGUUCCCCGUCCCCGACGGGGGGGAUGCGGCAGGGGCAGGGGCAGGCGGCGGGAGGGGGAGCAGGAAGCGGGCGCUGGUGGAUCCCGCGGACCGCGCAGUGAUGCAGCGCCAGAAGCGCAUGAUCAAGAACCGCGAGUCCGCGGCGAGGUCCAGGGACAGGAAGCAGGUGAGAGCGAGGCGUACGUCGCAGAGCUGGAAUCGCAGGUUACGCAGCUCGAGGAGGAGCAAGCAGAACUGUUAACGGAGCAGGAGGAGCGACGCCAGAAGAGGCUUAAGGAGAUGAUGGAAAGGGCAUUUCCAGUCAUAAGGAAAAAACUGUCGCGAGAUCAUAGAAGAACCAAUUCCAUGGAAUGGUAGAAAAACGACUCCGAUCCCUGUUUCUCUUCCCUUAGAAGUUACCGAGUUUCUUUUUUUUUUCUUUUAGAUUUUUGUUUCCCCUAGUUUUCAUUGGCAGCUAUGUAGGAAUAGCAGAAACAAUUUUAGGUGACAUGAAAUCUGUUUAGGGUUGGGGUUGUGCGUGAUCAAGAAGUCACGCCAUUCAGAAUUAUCUGUUGUCAGCUUGACUGUUGUACAAACAUGAACAAUAAGAUUUGCUUGAAGGGUGGAAAGUAUCUUCAUUGCAAA